GCGAGAGGCGGCUGAGGCGUGCUAGCCGGCGAGCGGCGGCCGCCACUCUGCGCUGGAGCCGCGGCCGGGCGGGCGCUGGGAGUGAUGGAGGGUCCAGGGCUGGGCUCGCAGUGCAGGAAUCACAGCCAUGGCUCCCACCUUCCAGGGUUUGGUCGACACGGCACCUGUGCACACGAAAACAAAGAACUUGCGAAAGCAAAAGAAGUUCUUCCUCUUGUAGAGGACUCCAGUAACUGUGACAUUGUCAGAGCUACACAAUACGGAAUUUUUGAACGAUGUAAAGAGCUGGUAGAAGCAGGAUAUGACGUCAGACAGCCAGAUAGAGAAAACGUGUCUCUUCUUCACUGGGCUGCCAUUAACAACAGGCUGGAGCUCGUAAAGUUUUAUAUUUCCAAAGGUGCUGUGAUAGAUCAGUUGGGUGGUGACUUAAAUUCAACUCCUCUUCACUGGGCUAUCCGACAAGGGCAUUUGCCUAUGGUCAUAUUACUGCUCCAGCAUGGUGCAGACCCCACUCUGAUUGAUGGAGAAGGAUUCAGCAGCAUUCAUCUGGCAGUCCUGUUUCAGCACAUGCCCAUCAUAGCGUAUCUCAUCUCAAAGGGACAGAGUGUGAAUAUGACAGAUGUCAAUGGACAGACACCUCUCAUGCUGUCAGCUUACAAAGUGAUUGGGCCAGAACCAACUGGAUUUCUCUUAAAGUUUAAUCCCUCUCUCAAUGUUGUUGAUAAAACACAUCAGAACACUCCGCUUCACUGGGCAGUUGCAGCAGGAAACGUUAGUGCAGUUGAUAAGCUUCUGGAAGCUGGUUCUAGCCUAGACAACCGAAAUGCUAAGGGAGAAACACCCCUUGAUAUGGCUUUACAAAAUAAAAACCAGCUCAUUAUUCACAUGCUAAAAACAGAAGCCAAGAUGAGAGCCAACAAAAAGUUCCGGCUUUGGAGAUGGCUACACAAAUGCGAGCUGUUCCUGCUGCUGAUACUCUCUGUGAUCACCCUGUGGGCUGUUGGAUACAUCCUGGACUUCAAUUCAGAUUCUUGGCUGUUCAAAGGAUGUCUUCUAGUAGCAUUGUUUUUUCUGACAUCUUUGUUUCCAAGGUUUUUGGUCGGCUAUAAGAACCUUGUGUACUUACCAACGGUCUUUCUACUAAGUUCCAUUUUUUGGAUAUUUAUGACUUGGUUCAUCUUAUUCUUUCCUGAUGCAUCAGGAAGCCCUUUCUAUUUUGCCUUUAUUUUCAGCAUCAUAGCCUUUCUCUAUUUUUUCUACAAGACUUGGGCAACUGAUCCAGGCUUCACUAAGGCUUCUGAGGAAGAGAGGAAAGUGAAUAUCGUCACCCUUGCGGAGACUGGCAGUCUGGACUUCAGAACAUUCUGCACAUCGUGUCUUAUAAGGAAGCCUUUAAGGUCCCUCCAUUGCCAUGUGUGCAACUCUUGUGUGGCUCGAUUUGAUCAACACUGCUUUUGGACCGGACGCUGUAUAGGAUUUGGCAACCAUCACCAUUACAUCUUCUUCCUGCUUUCCCUUUCCAUGGUAUGUGACUGGAUCAUAUAUGGAUCUUUUGUCUAUUGGUCCAAUCACUGUGCCACAACAUUCAAGGAAGAUGGAUUGUGGACCUACCUCAAUCAAGUAGUGGCCUGUUCUCCCUGGGUUUUGUAUAUCUUCAUGCUAGCAGCUUUCCACUUCUCAUGGUCAACAUUUCUAUUAAUAAAUCAACUCUUUCAGAUUGCAUUUCUGGGCCUAACCUCCCAUGAGAGAAUCAGCCUGUUAAAGCAGAGCAGGCACAUGAAGCAAACCUUGUCCCUCAGGAAGACACCAUACAACCUCGGAUUCACACAGAACCUGGCAGAUUUCUUUCAGUGUGGCUGCUUUGGCUUAGUGAAGCCCUGCAUGAUAGAUUGGACAUCCCAGUACACCAUGGUUUUCCACCCGGCAAAGGAGAAAGGUCUCCGCUCCGUAUGAAGAAAAGCAGCAGCACCACAGAACACACUCUGACUUGGUUUUGUUUAUG
This is a messenger RNA of Acomys russatus (golden spiny mouse), 2002 nucleotides long. RefSeq names its product zinc finger DHHC-type palmitoyltransferase 13 (gene Zdhhc13). Bases 85 to 1953 code for a protein of 622 amino acids. Gene Ontology annotation, biological process: protein palmitoylation. The transcript is spliced from 17 exons. The record is from RefSeq and is a predicted model, not a curated record. Gene Ontology annotation, cellular component: Golgi membrane. NCBI's taxonomy places the organism in Eukaryota, Metazoa, Chordata, Mammalia, Rodentia, Muridae. Gene Ontology annotation, molecular function: protein binding; palmitoyltransferase activity.